AUGGAACUUCAAGGAAUUAAGAAAAUUUUUUUGAGGUCAGAGGUGAAACAUAGAACCAAGUCCAUUAAUUUUAUUGGAGAUGGUGAUGCAAGGACUUUCAAAGCUAUGGUAGACUUGAAACCAUAUAGAUCAAAUCUUCCUAUUACAAAAUUAGAAUGUGUAGGGCAUGUGCAGAAACGGAUGGGCACAAUACUGAGAAAAAUGAAGGAAGAAUAUAAAGGGAAAACCCUCACUGAUGGGAAAAAAAUAUCAGCAAAAAACAGACUUACAGAUGCUGUAAUUAACACCCUCAGCACAUAUUAUGGGAAUGCAAUUAGAGAUAACAGCUCAUCAGUGAAAUACAUGCAAAAAGAUGUUUGGUCCAUAUGGUUUCACAAAGCAUCCAGUGAUGAAAAGCCAAUGCAUAAUGCAUGUCCCAAAGGAGAAAAGUCUUGGUGCCCGUAUCAACGUGCAAAGCAGUGA
This is a messenger RNA of Gryllus bimaculatus (two-spotted cricket), 462 nucleotides long. The record is from the annotation of a GenBank genome assembly. Lineage: Eukaryota; Metazoa; Arthropoda; Insecta; Orthoptera; Gryllidae.